This is a messenger RNA of Lotus japonicus, 2297 nucleotides long. Its product is annotated as CDPK-related kinase 4-like. Gene Ontology annotation, molecular function: ATP binding; calcium-dependent protein serine/threonine kinase activity; calcium/calmodulin-dependent protein kinase activity. Gene Ontology annotation, biological process: protein autophosphorylation; intracellular signal transduction; peptidyl-serine phosphorylation. The transcript has 11 exons. Gene Ontology annotation, cellular component: cytoplasm; nucleus. Lineage: Eukaryota; Viridiplantae; Streptophyta; Magnoliopsida; Fabales; Fabaceae. The coding region runs from base 187 to 2004 and encodes 605 amino acids. The record is from RefSeq and is a predicted model, not a curated record.
UCUGACCUUCCAAAUUUAACGCUUCCCUUUUCCAUUUUAUUUUAUUUAAUUUCUUCUUAUACUUUUACUUCUUCGUUUUCCUCUUCUUCUCUCUACAGUGUUUUUUUUUUCUCAAUUUCUCCGGCGACGUUUUCUCUAUCUUGUCGGAACCUUUGACUUGUUCCGAUCACUGUCAGCGCCGUCGCCAUGGGCCAUUGCUGCAGCAAAAACAUUGCUGUCAACCACGACAGCGUCGACGCCGAUCACGUCGUCAAACCUCCGACGAGCAAUCACGCGGCAGCGCCGUCGCCGGCUGCUACUCCUGGACUAUCCGUCUCGGUCCCCGGUGAUGCGGCGACUCCCGGCAGGUACACUCCGGCGAGCUCGUUCUCUACGAGUCCCUUUACUAGUCCUCUGCCGGCUGGUGUGGCGCCUUCACCGGCGAGGACUCCUGGCAGGAAGUUUAGGUGGCCUCUGCCGCCGCCUUCGCCGGCGAAGCCGAUCAUGGCUGCGUUGCUGCGGCGGCAGGGGAAGACGAAGCCGAAGGAUGGGCCUAUACCGGAGGAGCAAGGGGAGGGUGGUGGUGGUGGUGGUGGUGCGGAGGGAGAGAGGUCGCUGGAUAAGAGCUUUGGGUAUGGGAAGAAUUUUGGGGCGAAAUUUGAGCUGGGGAAGGAAGUGGGUCGUGGACAUUUUGGUCACACUUGCUGGGCCAAAGGGAAGAAGGGUGAGCUCAAGGGACAAUCGGUGGCUGUGAAAAUCAUUUCCAAAGCUAAGAUGACUUCGGCAAUAUCAAUUGAAGAUGUACGGAGAGAGGUGAAAAUGCUGAAGGCCUUAUCUGGACAUAAGAAUUUGGUCAAGUUUUAUGAUGCAUUUGAGGAUACCAAUAAUGUCUACAUAGUGAUGGAGUUGUGUGAGGGUGGAGAAUUGCUGGACAGAAUUUUAGAUAGGGGUGGAAGAUACCCAGAGGAUGACGCUAAAGCUAUUCUUCUACAAAUUCUAAAUGUCGUUGCCUUUUGUCAUCUUCAUGGAGUUGUUCAUCGUGAUCUAAAACCAGAGAAUUUUCUUUUUGUCUCAAAAGAAGCGGAUUCCGUGAUGAAAGUUAUUGAUUUCGGUCUAUCUGAUUUUGUUAGGCCAGAUCAACGCCUCAAUGAUAUUGUUGGUAGUGCCUACUAUGUUGCACCUGAAGUGCUCCAUAGAUCUUACAGUGUUGAGGCAGACUUAUGGAGUAUAGGAGUUAUAUCGUACAUAUUAUUAUGCGGAAGCAGACCAUUUUGGGCACGGACUGAAUCAGGAAUCUUCCGGUCUGUGUUAAGAGCAAACCCUAACUUCGAUGAUUCCCCUUGGCCAUCCAUAUCACCAGAAGCUAAAGACUUUGUGAAAAGACUUUUGAACAAAGACCACAGGAAAAGGAUGACUGCAGCUCAAGCUCUAGCUCACCCAUGGUUGAGAAAUGAAAAAAAUGCUAUUCCUUUAGAUAUUUUGAUUUACAAGUUAGUCAAGUCAUAUGUGCGUGCCUCACCUUUGAAACGCGCAGCAUUGAAGGCUCUCUCGAAAGCAUUAUCUGAAGAUGACCUUAUCUACCUCAGAGCACAGUUUAGCCACUUGGAUCCUAAAGAUGGUUGCGUUUCACUUGAGAAUUUUAGAGUUGCUCUCAUGAAAAAUGCUACUGAUGCCAUGAAGGAAUCGAGGGUCCCUGACAUUUUAAAUCUGAUGGAGUCACUCUCCUAUAAGAAACUGGAUUUCGAAGAGUUUUGCGCUGCUGCGAUCAGCGUAUACCAGCUGGAAGCUCAUCCAGAAUGGGAUAAAAUUGCUGCUACAGCUUUCGCAUAUUUUGACGAGACCGGAAACCGCGUCAUUUCAGUCGAGGAGUUGGCACAGGAAAUGAACUUGGGUCCUUCAACUUACUCAUUAAUGAACGAUUGGAUCAGAAAAUCUGAUGGCAAACUCAGCUUGUUCGGAUAUACAAAGUUUUUGCAUGGUGUCACAAUUCGUAGUUCAAAUUCAAGACACCGCCAGCUACCAUGAUUGAAAAGGGAGAUUUUAUCAUUAUUGUUGUUAUAGUAUUUGUUGAAAUUAAUUAGUUGGUGUCCUUUGUUCUUUUUUACUUUUGAAUUGAAAGAAAAAUAGCAAAAGGUCUUAGCAUUUUUUUGGAAAAAAAACAGAGCUAACUUAUUCAUGUGAGUUACGGUGCAAAGUAAAGUUGUCCCAUUUUGCUUGUGAGCAUGUAGAUGCCACUUGCAUCCUUGUAAAAUUUCGUGUUGAGAUUAAAGACCCUUCUCUUUGGGUCAACUUUAUCAUAUGGAAACAAUGUUGCACUU